Messenger RNA from Gloeophyllum trabeum ATCC 11539, 4326 nucleotides. RefSeq lists its product as uncharacterized. NCBI's taxonomy places the organism in Eukaryota, Fungi, Basidiomycota, Agaricomycetes, Gloeophyllales, Gloeophyllaceae. Gene Ontology annotation, cellular component: cytoplasm; nucleus. Gene Ontology annotation, molecular function: inositol hexakisphosphate kinase activity. Gene Ontology annotation, biological process: phosphatidylinositol phosphate biosynthetic process; inositol phosphate biosynthetic process. The record is from RefSeq and is a predicted model, not a curated record. Bases 188 to 4123 code for a protein of 1311 amino acids. The transcript is spliced from 3 exons.
CAAGUUUCAGCAACCGCACCGCGAAAAAAAAACACAAAAAUACGACAAAUCGUUGCAUCCGACCCAGCGCUUGCGAAACAUAUAUCUACUGCCACGCCUUUCCGUUUCCUUUCUUCCGCUUGCCAGGUCUGAGCCACAGCCGUAGCCUGCUGAUCAGCACUGGAACUUAUCUCCUGCUGCUCUGCUUAUGGGGCCGGUCUCUGAUGCAGUAACCUCGCCCGAGCACCAUCGCUUUGAUUUCCCCCCUUCGCCGCCCAGUUCUGCUGCAGUCACUGCCCAGUCGUCGCCGCGCCUGUCUGCCCGAAGCCUGUCGCAGAACGACCAGGACAUCGCGGUUAAACUUUCCUCGGCGCCGGUUAUCAUCAGGAGACCCUCGCACAAGUCGGCGUCCAGGCCGCUCCUCGUACACGGCGAUUCUUCGGCCGCUUCUUCGUCGAGUAAUGCUCCACAACAGCACUCGCCGCGCAAGCGUCUCUCCCGCACCUCGACGGCCAGAGCAGUUACCCUGCCCACUGCUCGUCCAUGUAUCCCGGAACGUUCUUCGACUUCGUCCACUACGUCCAGACCGUUAGCACGUCGGUCUUCGUCCACUUCAAGUUCGUCCCUCUCCCCUCCAGGCGAGGAACUGACUAUGCAGCACGCCUCACCGGCUGGCAUCGGCCGUAAGGUCGCUGCUACCCUUCAGCUGUUCAAAGAGUCCACCGGGACCCCGACGACCGAGGAGCCCAACCCUCUCGAGCAGCCCAGAUCGGUAUUAGCCAAGAGGAGAGCAGGAUCAUUCCAUCAGGGAGAUGAUGUCGCUCAAGCACGCUUUGAGUUUGUUAAGAGGUCUGACUGGCCGGACCGCGAAGCGGCCGCGGUGCGCAGGGACAGGAGCAAGGUUACUCUGCAGCGAGUCAAGACGCAAGACAGCCUUACAACUGCUAGAACGUCUUUAUUGAGAGAAAGUAGCGUGGACGAUUUAGCCCAAUGGCGGCAGGCCGUUGUGUCGUCUCGCGACGAUAUAGGUCGUGGUCGGCGACGCGAACGGAGGUCUCGUCCUGAAUCCCCCGUUGCACUACAACCAUCGUCACCUGGUUCAGAUACAUCUGUGUCAUCUGCCGCUACAUUUCAGGAUUCACAUGAGAGGCCUCCUCUACCCUCCCCGUCUCUUCACCGCCGCACACCUGUAUUUCCUCCAUCCCCUUCGCCUUCUCGCCCUCCUCUAGACCGUGUCCCUCCGCCUUCACCCCGCAGGCCCUCCGAUCAUCCUUCAUCGGUCCAACGGCCCACACUAUCCGAUGUACCUCCGCCUAGCAGACUCUUACAUCGAUCGUCGUCACCGUCACCCCCGCGAGCGGAUGAUGAGGACUACGGACUCUCCCUUGAUCCCUUAACCCCCCCACCCCCAGCUCCUACGUCGUAUUCCCCUUAUUCUACGGACGAUGAAUCGGCCUGGGAGACCGCUUCUAUAUCUACCACAGCGACCACCACCACCACAUCGUCUCCCUUUCCUCGUUCCCCGCUCCAGCCUACAUCCACUUCUUUACCCCCGCCGCUGUUGCGAUCACCCGAUGAUGAUGACGAUGACCGAGGGAAUGAAUAUGCUGGUGCACCGCAUACGGAUGAGCCCGCAGCAGACUAUCACACCAAUGACAUUAAUGAUUACCUCGAUGUUGAUUGGGACAUCCCGCCUGAUGGUCUUCCUCAUAUUCCUCUGCGACCUUUCCGUAACCAGGUUGGUGGCCACACACCGAUAUAUAAGUUCACCAAGCGUGCAGUAUGUAAGCCUCUGGUCUCGCGCGAGAACUUGUUCUACGAAGCUGUGGAACGUGAAGCGCCGCCUUUGCUUGAGUUCAUCCCGCGCUACCUCGGUGUGAUGCUCGUGCAAUAUCGGAGGGUGCCUCGCGAGUCUAACUUCGAGUCCGGGUUUCACGAGAAGGGUGAUGCGACGCCACCAGCGCGGCCGCCACUGCACAAGGCUGCGACGGAGACCCCGACGAGAUCAACGCCGAGGCCAAUACCGAAACGGCAAGGUCCUUCGCCAGUACGAGAUCAGCACCAUGGCGAUUCGGAGCCGUCAGAGGCGGAGAUGCCGGAGGUGGCCCUGGACUACAACCGGCACAUUAUUCCGCAGUGGAUGCUGCAGGGUCCGCGGAACCGCGCGAUGUCCCAGUCGUAUGCGACGGGUGGGUCGUUCUUCAGUAAUCCUGCUCAUCGCCGACUGCGCCCGCAUUUGAGCGGUGGGACGGCCUCCUCGCCGGAUCUUGCCCUGAAUCGGGUCCUGGAAGGGAAUGGGUACAGACCACGCCCGAGUCCACUUGCGCAGGGUCAGAGCUUGGGAGUAAGUCUGAACGCACCAACACCGGCGAACUCGCCCAAUGUACCCGCGCGGACUUUGCCGCUGCCUUUGAAUGGUGCUAAGACUACCUCGCCGAAGGACAGGGAUAAGUUCGUACAUUCCGCCGAUGAGGACGAUCAUGCCAUCAGAGGGCGGCCAGCGAUGAGGGAGUCACUCUCAGACCGCGCUGUUAUACCGCCUCAGUCUCCAGGAUUCGUGUUGACCAACGGGUCGUUCGGUGGGACGGGAUCUACAAUGGUCAAUCAGAGGUUCAAGGAUCAUGUCUUCAGCAGCAUCUUGCGCAGGUUCACUAAACGCGCGAAGAGGCGCUGGGGCAGCGUGAGCGGUAUCCGGACGGAGGAUGAGGGCGACGCUGAUUGCGAAGGCGAGGGCUCCGACCGUUUCGUGCGGAGGAAGAAGGCGUCUGGUCCCGUUGAGAGGCUGAAGCGCGAGGAGGCAGAUCUUGGUGGUACGACUCUGCGGCGAGUGCAGAGUGAGGCCUCUCUUUCGAGGACGCCUCAGGAGCAGGACGACAAGUCCGGUGAGCCGGGAAACAAUCGCACGACAGACAUAUUCGACUUCGAGGAGGAACGAGUGUUGCCUAUCGAGCGUCAAGGCGGCCUUUGUAAUCAUCAGUUCUCCUCGCCCUUGCGGAGGCGGAGUCGGUCACGUUCGUUAGAGCCUCCUGCCUUGAUUCGUGAAGUGUCUGGACAGCGUCGUAUAUCAGAACCCCCUGUAAUUCCUGAGCAGCCCGAGUCGAGCGCGCCGGUGACGAGGCAGAACCACUUCAUCCUUAUGGAGGACCUGACUGGCAGGCUGAAGCGGCCGUGCGUCUUGGACCUGAAGAUGGGCACGCGUCAGUACGGUAUGGAUGCCACGCACGCCAAGAAGAAGAGCCAGCGCAAGAAGUGCGAGUACACCACGAGCAAGGCGCUGGGUGUGAGGCUAUGUGGCAUGCAGGUCUGGAAUAACAAGACGCAGUCCUAUAUGACCCAGGACAAGUACAUGGGCCGCAGUGUUCGUCCGGAUGAGUUCCCCUCAGUUCUCGCGUCCUUCCUGCACAAUGGCGAACGCCUGAUGGCUUACCAAAUACCCCCUCUCCUCCAAAAGCUGUACGCGCUGGCACGCAUCAUUAACCGUCUGAAAGGAUUCCGGUUCUAUGGGUGCAGUCUGCUUCUGAUUUACGAGGGCGAUCCCGAGGUACAAGCUGCUUACAAGGCGGCCGCUUGCGAGCAUCCUUCUUCUCGCAGUAAGCGAGGAGAGUCCCUGGAGCGAAACCGUAGCCGAGUGCCCCGGGAGAGCUCGGAGAGGCAAGAAGAGCGGCCUACCCUUCGCCGGUCGCAUAGCGAGGACUUGCUCGUCGGACCCGUCACCAAGCGUUCGGGGCGCCGCCGGAAGCGUGGUGAAGUGAACAUACGUAUUGUGGACUUCGCCCACACCACCACGGGCAGCGACUGGCUGCCGUAUCCGGAGGAUCUCGACGAGGAGCGUGCGCAGGUGGUGACGAGCAGCAAAGGUUACAGGGCUGAAAUAGAUGCGGAGACCGGCUUGCUCUAUGCGCGGUUCCCGCCACAUUACCCCGACCAGCCGGAUCGUGGUUUCCUCUGGGGUUUGAAGAAUCUUUCGGAGGCGUUGGAGAGGAUCUGGAACGAGGAGCGGAUACGGAGGAUCAAAGUUUCCAGGGACGACCCCUCCAUCGUGGCGCACCAGCUGCCGCCGUUAUACACUGAAGGUAAAGAGAUCUUCGAGGAAAUCUUUGGCACCCCUGGGGAAGAUCAGGACCCUGGAAUGAUCUCGACAUAAUGAUAAACAACAUAUUCCUUUCCUCCUUUCUUUUAUGGCUGUAAAUUUACAUGGUACGUUGGUGUCCGUCAUUUCCUGCACGUGUAUUUAAGGACCAGCUGCAUGUUCCAACAUUCACCCUGUCUAGACUGCAUAUCUAUAAUACGGUCUCGCUCUUGUAAUUGUAGCUUAGGCAAUGCCAUGUUGCAUAUUUCUUGUUUCAA